AUGGAAAUCAACCAGCUACCCAUCAUCACCGACAAUGCUACCAAUCCCAUCGAUUCAGCCAUUGGAAUCUGUUGCCUCGCUCUAUCCACCGUCCUUGGCGAUAAAGUCUCUUUCCCCAGCACCAAUCGGUAUAGAUCAUGCAUCGACUCCUAUUUCUCGCAGCAAAACUCCAACCUUCAGCCUGUUUGCAUCGUCUCCCCUACCACCGUAGAAGAGGUCUCGACCGCCAUCACCAGCCUCACAAGCACCUCCGCCGCACUGGACGGCAACUGCCAAUUUGCCAUCCGCUCCGGCGGCCACACCAGCUUCGGCGGCGCCUCCAACAUCGCCAACGGCAUCACCAUCGACCUGCGCGCGCUCAAUUCCAUCGAAGUCAGCGCUGAUCGCUCGACCGUCUCGGUCGGCGUGGGCGCGUCCUGGGGCAACGUCUACGCGUUUCUCGACCCCCUGGGUCUUUCGGUGGCGGGUGGGCGAGCCGCACAGGUCGGCGUUGGCGGGCUCACCAUCGGCGGGGGCAUCUCCUACCACUCGCCGCGGUACGGCUGGACCUGCGACACGGUGUCGAACUUUGAGGUCGUGCUGGCGAACGGGACGGUCGUGCAGGCGAAUGAGGAACAGAGCCCCGACCUGCUUGUGGCCUUGCGCGGCGGGGCGGCGAACUUUGGGGUCGUCACCAAGGUCGAUCUUCGGGCGUUUGCGCAGGGCCCGGUCUGGGGCGGGAGUGUCUACUAUACCCUUGACACGAUCGACGAGCUACUGCGGGCCUUUGCGGCCCUGAACUCGGCGGAGGAGUAUGAUGAGUAUGCGUCGUUGAUCACCAGUUUUGGGUUCGCGGGGGGGAAGGGCGCGGCCGUGGUCAAUAGCGUCGUGUAUACCAAAGGUGAGGAGCACCCGGCUGUCUUCGAGCCAAUCAUGAAGAUUUUAUCGCUGUUCGACACGAUGCGUGUGGCGAGCAUGCAUGAGAUCUCGCUGGAGCAGGGCUCUUUUGCGCCGAAUGGGAAGAGACAAUUGACUGCCGUGACGACGCAUGCUUCGACCGUCCCUAUGCUCAACGCAACAUAUCUACGGUGGAGUUCUAGUCUGGCCGCCAUCGAAGAUGUCCCUGGCAUUGUGUGGUCCAUCUCGUUGGAGCCGCUGCCACCCGCGAUCUACUCUCGGGCUCCUACGACGAAUUCUCUGGGUCUGUCGGAGGCUUCAGGCUCCCUAGUCGUCACGCUCCUCAGUGCUACCUGGGAGGACGAGGCGGAUGAUGCGAAAGUUGAGGAAGCCGCGCGCGCACUCUUUGAUGCAAUUGAAGACGACGCGCGCAAGUCGGAUGCCCACGAGCCAUACAUCUAUCUCAACUACGCGGCCGAGUGGCAAGAUCCGAUUGCUACCUACGGAAAGACGAGUAUCGAGAAGCUUCACCAAGUGAGCCAGGCCGUGGAUCCAAAGGGGGUCUUCAAGAACAAUAUGCCUGGUGGUUUCAAGAUUCCUGGCUAA
Messenger RNA from Aspergillus thermomutatus, 1482 nucleotides. Its product is annotated as FAD-binding oxidoreductase. The record is from RefSeq and is a predicted model, not a curated record. Bases 1 to 1482 code for a protein of 493 amino acids. The transcript has 3 exons. Gene Ontology annotation, molecular function: FAD binding. NCBI's taxonomy places the organism in Eukaryota, Fungi, Ascomycota, Eurotiomycetes, Eurotiales, Aspergillaceae.